CCUGUCUUUUAUAACGUCAUGUGCUAUCCUCAUUUGUUAUAUUAUUAUUAUUAUUUAUAAGAACAGUUUGCUUCAUGAUGCAAUUGAAACUACAUUAAAAUUUCUCUCUUUGAUAUUAAUAAAUAGAAGCCAAAAGGAUGUUGGAUUUAUUAAGUGGUCUUCGUCAUAUGCUGAAAAAACGUUUUGUAUCCAUAGACAACACAGUUUUUCGUCUUCAUUGGAUGGUGACAACAUCCAUACUACUUGCAUUUAGUUUAGUUAUAACAGCGAAACAGUACGUGGGAAACCCCAUAGAAUGUUUAAAAAUGGGCAACACACCCGCUGGAUUUAUAAACUUAUAUUGUUGGACGCAUUUAACUUAUACUAUACCCGAAGCAUUUCAUAAACAAGUCGGUAAAGAAGUACCUCAUCCAGGAAUAGAUAAUAGCAAGGAUGGUGUGCGAAAAUAUUAUGCAUAUUAUCAAUGGGUAUGCUUCGUUUUAUUCCUUCAAGGAUUGUUAUUUUAUGCGCCUUAUUAUUUAUGGUCUAUAUGGGAAGGUGGGCUAUUAAAAGCGGUAUCUCUAGGCAUGCACUUUGCUAUAUUCAGUGACGAAGAAAGAGGACGUAAAAAGAGAAUAAUUACAGAUUUUCUCGUGCAUCAUCUCAGGUGCCAUAAAUGGUAUGCUCUAAAGUAUUUUUUUUGUGAAUUUCUAUGUUUAAUAAACGUUAUAGGACAGAUAUUUUUAUUGGAUUUAUUCUACGAUGGAGGCUUUAUAACGUUUGGUAUAGACGUUAUAAAUUACUACAGAAGCAACCAGACUAUAGUUAAUCCUAUGGUUUACGUCUUUCCACGUAUGACAAAGUGCACAUUUAGAGAUUUUGGAUUAUCAGGUGACAUUCAGUUUCACGAUGCAUUAUGUAUACUACCGUUGAAUGUUUUGAACGAAAAAAUAUAUAUUUUUAUAUGGUUUUGGUUUAUUAUUUUAACAUUUCUUACAAUAAUUGUGAUGUUAGCUAGAAUUUUAGUGUUGAUUGCACCUUGCGUCAGGGCUCCUAUGUUGCACAUGAAGUGCCAAAUUGUUUUAAGGGAGCAUAUAAAUUUAAUUGUUAAACAAACUAAUAUUGGAGAUUGGUUUCUGUUGUAUAUGUUAAGUAAGAAUUUAGAUGUUGUGGUAUUUCGUGAAAUCGUUGGUGAAAUUGCAAAAAAAUUGGAUAAUGAAAGAAAUGGUGAAACUGAAUAUCUUGUAACUUGA
Centruroides sculpturatus (bark scorpion) is the source of this 1232-nucleotide messenger RNA. RefSeq names its product innexin shaking-B-like. Gene Ontology annotation, molecular function: gap junction channel activity. Gene Ontology annotation, cellular component: plasma membrane; gap junction. NCBI's taxonomy places the organism in Eukaryota, Metazoa, Arthropoda, Arachnida, Scorpiones, Buthidae. The coding region runs from base 138 to 1232 and encodes 364 amino acids. The transcript is spliced from 2 exons. The record is from RefSeq and is a predicted model, not a curated record.